CGAAGAUAAUAAACCCUCCCAGACAAGCACCACUCGCCUUCUGCACCACACUCUCACACCCGUCGACAGCCAGAAUCGCCGCAACCAUGGCGGACAAGUACAUCCCCGAGCACCGCCGCACCACGUUCAAAGCGAAGAGCGCCUUCAAGCCUGAUGAGCUCCGCCGCCGCCGCGAGGAGCAGCAGGUCGAGAUCCGCAGGGCAAAGCGUGAGGAGAACCUCGCAAAGCGGCGCGGUAUCGCCGGCAGGGACCAGCCGGGCGCCGCCCUGGGUGCUGCCCCCGACAGCGACGAUGAGGGCGGUAACAUCGAGAGCCAGCUCAACGAGGAGCUUCCCCAGAUGGUGAAGGGUGUCUUCUCAGAGCAGAUCGACGAGCAGAUCCAGGCGACGACCAAGUUCCGGAAGCUCCUUAGCAAGGAGCGCAACCCCCCCAUUGAGCGAGUCAUCGAGACGGGCGUCGUGAGCAGAUUCGUCGAAUUCCUCCGGUCGCCGCACACACUGGUCCAGUUCGAGGCUGCUUGGGCGCUCACCAACAUUGCCUCGGGUUCCGCCCAGCAGACCCAGGUCGUCAUUGAGGCCGGCGCCGUGCCCAUCUUCGUCGAAUUGCUCAGCAGCCACGAGCCCGAUGUGCGGGAGCAGGCCGUCUGGGCCCUUGGUAACAUUGCCGGCGACAGCCCCGCUUGCCGUGACUUUGUCCUCCAGGCCGGCGCUCUGCGGCCGCUGCUUGCCCUCCUGGGUGACAGCCGCAAGCUUAGCAUGCUCCGCAACGCGACCUGGACCCUGAGCAACUUCUGCCGCGGAAAGACCCCACAGCCGGAUUGGCAGACAAUCCAGCCCGCUCUCCCCGUCCUCGCUAAGCUCGUCUACUCCCUCGACGAUGAAGUCCUCAUCGACGCCUGCUGGGCCAUCUCAUAUCUCUCGGAUGGAUCCAACGACAAGAUCCAGGCUGUUAUUGAGGCUGGCAUUCCCCGCCGUCUCGUGGAGCUGCUGAUGCAUGCUUCUACCUCCGUGCAGACCCCCGCCCUCCGCUCUGUCGGAAACAUCGUCACAGGCGAUGACGUCCAAACUCAGGUCAUCAUCAACUGCGGCGCGCUCCCAGCUCUCCUCUCUCUCCUGAGCUCCACUAAGGACGGAAUUCGCAAGGAGGCUUGCUGGACCAUCUCGAACAUCACUGCCGGCAACUCCACCCAGAUCCAGGCCGUCAUUGACGCGAACAUCAUCCCGCCCCUCAUCCACCUCCUCCAAAAUGGAGAUUUCAAGACGAGGAAGGAGGCAUGCUGGGCCAUCUCCAAUGCCACUUCCGGAGGUCUUCAGAAGCCCGCUCAGAUUCGGUACCUCGUUCAGAGUGGCUGCAUCAAGCCGCUGUGCGAUCUGCUUGCCUGCCCUGACAACAAGAUCAUUCAAGUUGCCCUCGACGGCCUUGAGAACAUCCUGAAGGUUGGCGAGAUGGACAAGGAAGCUAACGCAGACGGUGCUGCCGGGGAGCCGAUCAACCGGUAUGCUCUCUUCAUCGAGGAAGUCGGCGGCAUGGAGAAGAUCCACGACUGCCAAAACAACGCCAACGAGGAGAUCUACAUGAAGGCAUACAACAUCAUCGAGAAGUACUUUUCAGACGAUGAGGCAGAUGCCGAGAACAUGGCCGAGACUGGACCUCAGGUCACCCAAGAUGGUCACUUUGGUUUUGGCGCUCCUCAGGCGCAACAACAGCAGAAUUUCAACUUCGCCAACGGCGGCGAUUCCAUGGAUAUGUGAGCGGCUCCAUCUCGACACCGACCUCCGCACUGUAAGUCGUCGCUUAGCGGGGGCGCAAGAGACCCUCCGUUCACACGUCCGCAACUCAAAACGCCCGGCUUUGUACGCCCUCGAUCUCUUGGAAUGUGAUUGCCAGGAAAUCACGUCUACACCAUUUAAUACACGACCCGUUCAAAAUACCACUAUCCCCGGCGACCCGAGAGUGCUCAGUGUUCCCCGCCCCUCCCGACACAAUCCUCCGGCUCCAAAGAGACCAAGCCCUUGCCAUGAUUAGUUUAUGAAAGCAUCGUAAGAUACACCGUCUUGUAAACCCCCCUGAUUUCCCCAAUCCGCAUCAUAUCCCCGGCGUUGCGAGUGGUUUCCUGUUUGUUUCUCCUCUGUUCUGGACGGCCUACGGACAAGUAGAGGCAGAAGGCGGGGUCAAUGUGCAAUGAUAGGAUGGUGGACUUGGCAGACUGGCGGUUGG
This is a messenger RNA of Trematosphaeria pertusa, 2217 nucleotides long. RefSeq names its product ARM repeat-containing protein. The record is from RefSeq and is a predicted model, not a curated record. Gene Ontology annotation, cellular component: nucleoplasm; cytoplasm; nucleus. Bases 87 to 1751 code for a protein of 554 amino acids. Gene Ontology annotation, molecular function: nuclear import signal receptor activity; protein binding. Gene Ontology annotation, biological process: NLS-bearing protein import into nucleus. The transcript has 3 exons. NCBI's taxonomy places the organism in Eukaryota, Fungi, Ascomycota, Dothideomycetes, Pleosporales, Trematosphaeriaceae.